This is a messenger RNA of Etheostoma spectabile (orangethroat darter), 1287 nucleotides long. It is a transcript of the gene mxra7, whose product is annotated as matrix-remodelling associated 7. Lineage: Eukaryota; Metazoa; Chordata; Actinopteri; Perciformes; Percidae. The transcript has 5 exons. The coding region runs from base 210 to 872 and encodes 220 amino acids. The record is from RefSeq and is a predicted model, not a curated record.
CCGGAGGAUGUGACGUCCUGGUCGUAGAGGAGCUUGUAGGCGACCAUAUCCCGUCAGGCUGCUGGUUAACGUUGAUGUUUGGUGAGGCUUAUUACAAGCUGCGGGGAUGGCCAACUGUGUGUGAAUGCAGCCGCCUCAGGUGAACAGAGAGCGGGAUAAAGACAGUCACAAUACAGGCCUAAACGCAUCCUCCACCGAGCUCCACAAAUAUGGAUCUAACUUUUGUAUUAUCAGCUGUUAUCUUCACUCUUCUCGCGAUUGUGGUCGCAACGUCGCUUUUUAGCGGCUCGUCGCCUACAGUCGACUUUGCAAGUUAUUUCGGAAACAGAGGAGACGGCGCAGCCGGGGGAUUAGAUCAGCCGAAGCAGAAUGGCUAUUUACCGGACAAGAAGAAGAAGAAGAAGGAGGAGGAGGAGGAGGACGACUGGUGCGAGAUCAGCGGGAGCACGCAUGAUCACUGGGAUGUGGUGAAAUCUGUGCUUUCAGAGGAGGCACAUCCCCACCCUCACACUGAAGAACUGGCAACACCAGUUGAGCACUCCUCCACAUCCAGCCUGUGCGUCCCCAGGCCUGGAUGUAGGCAUAUGAGCUUAGAGGUAGACUCGUCCUCCAGGGCCUCGUCGGGGGCGAGCCGUAGGUCAUUCAUUGGGCUCUCUGAUAAGGAGCUCCUAAAGUGUGCUUUCUCAUACCCCCAGAGUGAAGGAGCCACAGAGAGCCCGGGGAUCAACGAUACAGAGGAACCAAAUGCAAACGAUUCCUUGAAGUACGUCCCUGGAAAGGCACGAUCCCACCACUUGCAAAUGAUGAUGUCGGCAGAGGAGCUGGAGGAGGAGCAGAGGAUACACUCCAACACAGACUUUAACUGUCUGUAAGCCUGAAAAAGGAGCAAAUAUGUGGGUGCAACGUGAGCAGCUGGCAGCCAUCUUCCAGCUGCUGAAAGACAACCAGGAGACGUUUGGGGAGGUGUCCGAGGGAGAAAUGGAGGAGCAGCUCAGACUCUACUCCAUCUGAGACGCCUCUUUUGUGUUUUUAGGAUCCUCCCUUUUAAAGGCGCUCUUUUAACACGUGAACGCUAAAGGACUACUCCAGUGCACCAAAUAUUUCAAUAAACUUGUUCGCAGUAUUCAACUCAAGCUGUGCAGUCCACUCAACAACCACUAUCAUUUGUGUUUUCAUAUGACGUACUUUGUUUUACUAUGUUGUUAUAUUUUUGUAGCAUCCACCUGUCAGCACAUGAAGAAUAAAGCAAAACAGCAUUUUAUAGCUACCCAUAAGUAAAAGGGAUAA